Messenger RNA from Cicer arietinum (chickpea), 3245 nucleotides. Its product is annotated as disease resistance protein RPM1. Gene Ontology annotation, molecular function: ADP binding. Gene Ontology annotation, biological process: defense response to other organism. The record is from RefSeq and is a predicted model, not a curated record. NCBI's taxonomy places the organism in Eukaryota, Viridiplantae, Streptophyta, Magnoliopsida, Fabales, Fabaceae.
AAUAUAAUGGUAGUUGACCAUUUCAACGAGAGAGUUGCACAUAAUGUAUAUAAGUACACCAACAAAGCAAGAAAAGGAAUCAAGUCCUACCAAUUGCAACUAGUCAUAUAAAAAAUUGAGAGAGAAAAAUACUCAGAAAUCUCAUCAUCAUCAAGUUCUUGAAACUCUUCUUCUCAUCUAGAGAGCAAAACAAAUGGCAGAUAGUUCAGUAUCAUUUUUAUUGGACAAACUAUCUGUUUUACUUCAAGAAGAAGUGAAUUUACAAAAAGGGGUACGUGAAGAUGUUGUAUACAUCAAAGAUGAACUUGAACGCCACAAAGCUCUCUUAAUGGUAGCUGAUGAUGCAUUGGAACACAAAGAUCCUGAACUCAAAGUUUGGGUUAAAAGGGUUAGAGAUAUUGCUAAUGACAUGGAAGAUGCUGUAGAUGAAUAUAAUUUUCGUCUUGUUGAUCAACAUGGCAAAAACAACAACAAAAAUUCUUCUUUUCAUAAGAUUUCUUUUGGCAUUAAGACCAUGAAAGCUAGGCAUAAAAUAGCUUCAAAUAUUCAAGGAAUCAAAUCUAAAGUUGAAGCUAUCUCUCAUGGACGUCCAAACAUAUCUGAGGUUCGCACAAGUUCUAGUAAAAGGCUUUCAUCAAAGAUUGAUAGCCAAGGUGAUGCCCUGUUGUUAGAGGAAGCUGAUCUAGUUGGAAUUGAACAACCAAAGAAGCAGCUUAAUGAUAUGCUUUUCAAGGAUGAAUCAGGUAGAGCUGUGAUUUCAAUUUAUGGAAUGGGAGGUUUAGGGAAGACUACAUUAGCAAAACAAGUCUAUGAUGAUCCAAAAGUUCAAAAACGUUUCAGGAUUCAUGCUUGGGUUAACCUCUCUCAAUCUUCCAAGCUGGAAGAGUUAUUGAAGGACCUUGUUCAACAGCUCCAUAAUGUGAUUGGAAAACCAGCUCCAGAAGCAGUUGGACAGAUGAAAAGUGAGAAGCUGAAAGAGGUUAUCAAGAAUUUGCUUCAAAGAAGUAGGUACCUAAUUGUGCUUGAUGAUGUUUGGCAUGCUAAUAUAUGGGAUGCAGUGAAGCUUGCUUUGCCUAACAACGAUCGCGGUAGCAGAGUGAUGCUUACGACGCGCAAGAAAGAUAUAGCCUUGUAUUCUUGUGCUGAAUUGGGUAAAGACUUUCACCUUGAAUUCUUACCUGAGCAAGAAGCUUGGUCACUUUUUUGUAGGAAGACAUUUCAAGGUGAUAACAAUUCAUGUCCUCCUCAUCUUGAAGAAGUUUGUAAGAAUAUCUUAAAAUUGUGUGGAGGGUUGCCUUUAGCAAUUGUGGCAAUUAGUGGUGUUUUGUCCACAAGAGGAAGGACAAACAUAGAAGACUGGCAAAUGGUUUGUAGAAGUUUUGGUUCUGAAAUUCAAGGCAAUGACAAACUUGAGGAUAUGAAGAAAGUUAUUUCCUUAAGUUUCAAUGAGUUGCCUUACUAUCUUAAAUCAUGUUUGUUGUAUUUAAGUAUCUUCCCCGAAUUUCAUGCUAUCGAGCCUAUGCGAUUGAUUCGAUUGUGGAUAGCUGAAGGAUUCAUCAAUGGAGAAGAUGGUAAAACAUUGGAGGAAGUUGCAGAUAGUUACAUUAAGGAGCUUUUGAACAGAAGUUUACUCCAAGUGGUAGGAAAAACCAGCGACGGUCGAAUGAAAACUUGUCGAAUGCACGAUCUUCUAAGGGAAAUUGUUAGUUUGAAGUCAAGAGAUCAGAACUUUGCAACAAUAGCUAAAGAUCAGGACAUGGUGUGGCCGGAAAGAGUUCGUCGAUUAUCGGUCAUAAAUUCGUCGCAUAAUGUACUAUUGCAACAAAAUAUGACUACAUUAUUCCAACUUAGGUCUCUGCUAAUGUUUGCCUUAUCAGAUUCACUCAAUAGUUUUUCUUUACAUGAAUUAGGCUCUAAUGGUCUUAAGUGGCUUAGGGUGUUAGACUUGCAGGAUGCACCUUUGGAAGCUUUUCCUGUUGAAAUUGUCAAUCUUUACCUUCUCAAGUAUCUAAGUUUGAAGAACACAAAAGUGAAAAACAUUCCAGGGUCUAUUAAGAAGCUGCAAUACCUUGAAACAUUGAAUCUUAAACAAACUUAUGUCACUGAAUUGCCUGCUGAAAUCGCGGAGCUGAAGCGAUUACGCCAUCUCCUUGUGUAUCGUUAUGAGAUUGAAUCCUAUGCUUAUUUCCAUUCAAGGCAUGGCUUCAAGGUGGCUGCACCUAUAGGAAACAUGUUAUCUUUGCAAAAGCUUUGUUUUAUAGAGGUAGACCAAGGAAGUGGAGCUUUGAUGGUUGAGCUAGGAAAACUUACUCAACUUAGGAGACUAGGCAUUCGAAAAAUGAGGCAAAAAGACGGUGCUGCUUUGUGUUCUUCUAUUGAGAAGAUGAUCAAUCUCAGGUCACUUUCCAUAACUGCUAUAGACGAGGAUGAGAUAAUUGAUAUUCAUGACAUUUCUAAGCCUCCUCAGUAUCUUCAGCAGUUGUACUUGAGUGGUCGUUUAGAGAAGUUUCCAUGCUGGAUAAGCUCUCUCAAGAAUUUGGUGAGAGUGUUUCUAAAAUGGAGCAGGUUAAAGGAGGAUCCUCUAGUGUUUCUUCAAGAUUUGCCAAAUCUAAGACAUGUUGAGUUUCUUCAAGUUUAUGUUGGUGAGACAAUGCAUUUCAAUGCAAAAGGGUUUCCAAGUUUAAAGGUGUUAGGCCUUGAUGAUUUAGAAGGAUUGAAAUCUAUGAUAAUUGAGGAGGGAGCAAUGCAAGGUCUUAAAAAGUUGAUCAUUCAACAAUGUGGUUCAUUCAAGAAUGUACCAUUAGGCAUUGAACACUUAACUAAGCUAAAAAAUAUUGAGUUCUUUGAUAUGCCUAAGGAAUUGAUUAUGGCACUGCGUCCAAAUGUAGGGAAAGAUUAUUGGAGUGUACAAAAUGUUCCAUCAAUUUAUUCUUCAUAUUGGAGAGAUGGUGGUUGGGAUGUUUAUUCAUUAGAGACUUUUGGGGAACAAGAGAGUGAUUCCAAUCAUAGUAGUGCAAUGAGGAGGAGUCUUGAGGUUCCUACUCUUUGGAAGGUUUAAUCUAUAUAUUCUUUUGACACACACAUAUAUAUAAUUAUAUAUAUAUACGCCAGUGAUGUGAUAUUUUGUUAAAUGUCAUGUUGCAUAGUAUCACAUCCCACAUUUUCGAUAUAGGUUAGGUCCCAUUGUUAGAUUUAUAUAUAUAGCAUUUAUUUUCAAAUAUAUAAGAAUAAUAAAUAAUUUAUGU